AUGCUCUUCCCCUUAUUUCGUCGCUUAUUACCUAGGCCGGUAGCCAACAAUGGGUCGCAACUGCGCGAUCACCAGGCCAACGAGCGCACUUUUCUAUCUUGGAAUCGUAUGGGGCUAGCUUUUGCCGCCAUGUCGCUUGCUCUGACUCGACUCGAUUUCAUAGACAAUGUUCUCAACCGCAAACAUAGUGAGGAGGCAACCACGACCCCCGCGACAUCUAUGGAAGUUGUCUCUAGAAACCACUCAAACACAGCACAGUCUUCAGUGGCUGAACAAACAUCGUGUCUGCUUGGGUAUAGGAAUGAUCUUGUGGCCAGCCGCAUUUGCCAGGCGAUCAGCAUGUGGUCUUUUGGUUAUUCUAUUGCUCGAUAUGUUUCCGUUCGAAGAAAUUUGUUGCUAGGACGAUAUGUCCCUGCCAUCUGGGGACCUCUCCUGAUCACAUGUGGCUCUCUUGGUGUCUUUGGAAUCACACUCAAGUCAGAGUGA
Messenger RNA from Penicillium expansum, 486 nucleotides. RefSeq lists its product as uncharacterized. The transcript has a single exon. The coding region runs from base 1 to 486 and encodes 161 amino acids. NCBI's taxonomy places the organism in Eukaryota, Fungi, Ascomycota, Eurotiomycetes, Eurotiales, Aspergillaceae. The record is from RefSeq and is a predicted model, not a curated record.